AUGGAUUGUGAUGAGACGUUCGUCGCCGAAGAUAUUCCGGUGUAUGUUACAGCCGUUUCAUUCUUUGGCCUUGGAAAAACGAAUGUUGAUUUUCUCAAAAAGCAGCUCUAUCCUCUAGUCAAAUCCAAGAACAUGCGUGAGCUGCUAGAAAACUCGAGUGACCUCAAAUCGCUGCUGCUGGGCUUGCAAAUUUUUAAGUUUUGCGAAAUUUCGAUUGAUACGGAGAAACAGGUUGCUCGUCCGGAUGCGUAUAAGCCCUUUGAGAGGAACCCCAACAUUAAGCUUAGCUUUGGGGGUUCUGACUGCACUUAUGAUCACUGGUGGUCAAAGAUUCUGCGUAACGAAAGCUCCAUUUUUGCUGAACUUGGUGCUUUCUCUCGAUGGGGCAUUCAAAAGCUUCAUUGGAGCAAUAUCUGGAGAGAAAUUGAGGCCUCCAGUCCGACAACACCGUUCAACUUAAGGCUAGAAAGUGGCGUUAGUUUGAAAACCAAUCUACGUCACAGCUUAGAAGUGGACUCUCGAGAUGAUCGUAUAUUUCCACAGAGUGGUAUCCUGCUCCGUUUGAGUGAAGAGUUGGCUUUUUUGAAUCCCCCACCACCACGAGUUGCUGUGGGACUUGAAACGGCAGCUCCAUCGGACAUGAAGAAAUCGGUGCAGCUGCGUUUGGAGGGCGUUCUGCAAAAGCCUCUUCGUCUAACCGACUGGUUGGUUGCUGAGGCAACUUUUUCUGCAGGAUUGGUACAUUCCCUCAGUGGCCAUCCGGUUUCAGUUGUGGAUCGGUUUUUCCUCGGAGGUCCUAUGGAAUUACGCGGCUACAAAUUUUACAGUGUAGGCCCGGGUGAGCCCCAGUUGCUGCCUCCAGCUCUGAACCACGGCAGUAUGGAAGAGUCUGGCUUGGCCUCGGAAAGCCAUAGUUGUCCCACUGGCGCUUUGGCUUCCUGCUUUGCUGGCCUUCACCUCUACACCCCCCUUCCUUUCAUCAACUCAAGCACGGCCGCCUCUUUCGCGAGACUUCAUGCUUUCACUUUGACAGGCUGUCUCCUAGCCGACCCGAUAAGGGAAUGGCGAUUGGCGUGCGCCUCUGGUGACCAAUAUUUCUCCAUUUGCCAAGCAACUGCUGCGUCAGUGGUGGGUGCUGGGUUGGUUCUUCGGUUUGCCGGUGCUCUUCGUCUCGAAAUCAACUACUGCGUGCCUCUUGCAGGUUCACUCCUAUUCCGCGGCGCCGUGUGCCCUACACACCUGCCCAAGCCUGGUUUUCAGAUGGGAUUUGGGGAAAACUGUCAGAUGUCCUGGGCUUCAAAGGUACUUACACUCGCGCUCCCCUACAUUCACCACCGUGCAUCCAUCACCACAACGCAGUCAAUGCAUGAUCACACAGGUGUUUUCAACAAUGACAUCUCUGUUGUAGGUCGCUUGCCCAAAAGCGAAGGCAGCGAAUCUUCAUCGUCGUCUACCCCGCUUGUCUUUGUAUUUCCACGUCUCUCUUGCUUUGUUUUCAUGAUGGGAGAAAUUUGGAUUACCGCGUGGCAGGAAGUAAAAAGUGUAGGGCUCUCUUUUCGCCUUUACGGCAUUUUCGCUAAUAGCUCCACAGACUCCGUCACACCUAAGCCUGUGGACAGCGUGCGAAUGCUGGUGGUGGACGGGAAGGAGCGCGAAGUUGGCCAAGUAAUCAUCUUGCUGACUGAAUUGCCCUGGCCGCCGGCGCCACCACCAUCUCUUGUGACUUCGCAGCUGCACGUCCGCGAACUCCAACCGACCAAGCACAACCCCAUCCCCUGUGGCCAGCUUUCCUUUUGGAUAUGGGUCCUCGACUACUGGCCAGAGGGCACGAUCCCAAUGGCUGCAUCGGGGUCAACGCACUCUAAACACGGCACACCUCGUGGAUCGCUAUCCUUCAAGGCACAACAGCAUGAUUUCACAAUGACACCUCCUACUGGCGACAGUCACUCUCGUUUGGGGGCCAAGCUCCGCAACAUGAAGAAUCGCGUACAGGGUCGUGGUGACAACGGUAGCUACGUCUCCUCUGCUACGCGCCAAUCUCGAUUGACAGAAGAACAGCAACCACAAGCAGAAGAAGGCUCUGUAAUCAUGGGAGCUUCGAUAAUCUCUUCUCAUCCGGGUCUUGGGCCCAUGGGUUGGGCGACUGGAGCUUCGGAUUUGACCGGAGGUAUCCUAGACGGAGGGGGAGGAGGCAGUGAAUCAAAUCUGCUUUCAAAUGGCGUCGCUGGUAGGGGGAUUGGGGCGGGGACCAAGUCCUACAACCCACUUGCGUCGCAGGAUGAAGAAGACAGCGGUCGAAUGGAGAGAAAACUAGGACGGACGCCCUCGCUGUUUGCAGGAGAGGCUUCAACAACACCAACUCUUAAUGGAAGGACGGGAGAUGGACAGAAUCCUGUAUCAACUCAUGGUGAAGUGGUCGUGGUUGUAUCUGAAUGGGGGUUCGACGAACUCGGCAAUUUCGUCGCUCGUCUCGAAGUCACUGCAGCUGAGAGCAUCUCUUCCUCCCCUCAAGUGAUGCUGCCAAAGAAGAUGCAAAUACCAAAUGCGAGUCGACAGGGUAAAAGUCGUCGCAAAGUGAUGGUGGAGCAUUUGCGCAACAAGAUAUCUCGCAGCAGUGCCAAUAUCAGCGAACUUGGCCACAAGAUACGCUCUCGACGCUCCAGCCCCGAUGGCAGCCGGUGCGAGCAGGAGUGUAAAGGUGAGAAGCGACGUCUUUCCUUCUGCUUUUUGUUUUUCUUUUAA
Messenger RNA from Echinococcus granulosus, 2742 nucleotides. RefSeq names its product Sorting and assembly machinery component 50 B. The record is from RefSeq and is a predicted model, not a curated record. The transcript has 15 exons. Gene Ontology annotation, biological process: protein insertion into mitochondrial outer membrane; mitochondrial respiratory chain complex assembly. Gene Ontology annotation, cellular component: SAM complex; outer membrane. The coding region runs from base 1 to 2742 and encodes 913 amino acids. Lineage: Eukaryota; Metazoa; Platyhelminthes; Cestoda; Cyclophyllidea; Taeniidae.